GUUAUCCUUAACUCAAGCUGUUCUUCAGAAUUUAGUGAAGGUAUUGGAUUGGGGAGAAGAUGGAGUUGCCACAGCUGCUGAAGCUGCUGCUCUUCGGGCAUCAUUUCGCCAAGAGGUUGCUGUUUGGCAUAAGCUUGACCAUCCCAAUGUUACAAAGUUUGUUGGAGCUUCAAUGGGAACUUCCAACCUUAAGAUUCCCCCCAAAAAUGCUACAGAUGAAAAUCAUGCUUCUCUCCCUUCCAGAGCUUGCUGUGUGGUUGUUGAAUACAUUCCUGGUGGGACUUUAAAGAAUUUCUUGAUUAGAAAUAGGAGGAAGAAACUUGCAUAUAAGGCAGAGUUGGAGACUGCUUGUCCCGCUACCGUCUCCUGUGCUGACAUUCUUGCAAUUGCAGCUGAAGAAUCAGUCUAUUUGGAAUUGGCAGGAGGCCCAUCUUGGCCGGUUUUGUUAGGACGAAGAGACAGCAGAACCACAAACAGCACAGUGGCUGAUGAAUUCCUUCCAGGUCCUAUUGAAACCCUGGAAGAACACAAAUCCAAAUUCUUUGCUGUUGGACUUAACACCAGCACAGAUCUGGUCGCGCUGUCUGGUGGUCACACCAUUGGACGGGCUCGAUGCAAUACAUUCAUAAACAGACUGUAUGACUUUGAUGGCAAUGGAAAUCCUGACACUUUCCUGGACACAACCUAUUUAGCAACAUUGCGUGAAUUAUGCCCUCAAGGUGGUAAUGGAAGUGUCCUGACAGAUUUUGAUCCCACAACAUCCGAUGCCUUUGACAACAGCUACUUUGCCAACCUUCAGGCUCAAAAAGGUCUACUUCAAAGUGAUCAAGAAUAGUUCUCCACUGCUGGGGCAGAUACCAUUAAAAUUGUUAACAGAUUUAGCAGCAACCAAACCGCAUUCUUUGAAAGUUUUGUUGAAUCUAUGAUAAGAAUGGGAAACAUCAUGCCUUUGACGGGUACUAAAGGAGAGAUUAGAUU
Rubroshorea leprosula is the source of this 978-nucleotide messenger RNA. The record is from the annotation of a GenBank genome assembly. NCBI's taxonomy places the organism in Eukaryota, Viridiplantae, Streptophyta, Magnoliopsida, Malvales, Dipterocarpaceae.